CAAGCAGCACAAACUGUUGAAUUUCUGAACACACAGCCCAAAUACUUGAUGUUGAACAUACAGCUCGAAUUGGUUGAGAGUUGAACACGCAGCCCAAACUGUUGAAUUUCUGAACACGCAGCCUGAAUUUUGAGGUGAACCCACAGCACACACUGGUUGAGAGUUUGAACGCGCAGCCCAAACUGUUGAAUUUCUGAACAUGCAGCCCGAAUACUUUAUGUUGAACACGCAGCUCAUGGCAUUGUAUUUGAUUUAAUUUGCACACAGCUCACAUACUUUAUUUUGAAAUUGAAUAUAUGUGUUCAUUCUGAAUGCAUGUGUCUUCCCGUAUUACAUGAGGAUAUGGAUCGAUCAUCGCCAGGGAGUGGUACGCGGAGCUCCCAGAGGCCGUUCGCGAUCUGGUUGACCAGGUAGGGUUCGGACCCUUCUAUACGGGAGUAUCACGUUAUCCAGCGAGCAGGACCCUGAAGGGCGCCCUCGUAGAGAGAUGGUGGGACACCACCAACUCCUUCCAUUUCUCAGCUACCGGGGACAUGACGAUGACCCCGUUCGACUUUGCCGUGCUGACAGGCCUUGACGUAGGAGGCUGGCCGAUCCCCUAUGACGAGGAUAUAGGUGAGUGUGAGGCUGCCUGGAUUUAUUUGUUGGGAGCUCGCCCACUGGUUGACAGAUCUUCGAGCCGCGUCCGGUACAUUUGGUUUUCCACACAGUUCAGGGAGGCUGUGCCCGAGACUCCCGAGGAGAUAGCACAGUACACUUGGGGAUUUUUGAUGUUCCUUUUCGGGACCACUCUGUUCUCCGAUAGGGGGAACACCGUUGGACUUUAUCUGCUGAGUGCUCUGGUAGACCUAUCACAGGUCAGCCGGUAUGACUGGGGUGGCGCCGGCCUGGCUACCCUCUACUGCUACAUGAGUGUAACCUCCCACGGAUGGGGGAACAUAGUUGGCGGCUAUUGGAGAGCCUGGGAGCUAUGGGUUUUCGCAUACUUUCCAACACUAGCCCCGGAGCUUGAGGUGGAGGUGCCUCUCACGAUUCCUUACUCACUUGUAUUAGAGGGUCAGUACCGGCCGAGGGCCCGAGAGACUUUGCCCUACCUGCGGCAGUUUUUUGACACAGUGCGGACGACCGAGAUCACAUGGUAGCCCUGGGCGCCUUUGGGUGGAGAUACCCGAUUUCAGUUUGCUGGGGGAUGGGCCGCUUCUCGGUACAGGAUCCUAUUUGAGGGGCCCGUUGGUAGGGCCUGGUUUCUGGGGGACCGCUUCAUGCGCCAGACUAUGGGUUACCCCGAGCAGAGUGUCCCCGCAGCACCUCCGGACGAUAUGCGGUCUACUGAGGGGCUCACUCCCCAGGAUGUCGAUAACGCCAUGUUGGAUACCGACAUACUUCUACAUUUGGAGGAGGGGGAGUACGCGACUUACCGUCAUAUAUACUUGAUGCCUCCAUUGACAGGUGUCCGUACUCCCACGAGGAGGUCUGCUGGCAUGCCAUCAUCGACCCGGGCCCGGGCUGCAGAUAUUCCUUCGACCAGCAGGGCCGGCACAUUGAGAGGUGGGGUUGGACUGGUCCCCCCAAUUCCCCUGACUUAUCAUCAUGCCGGAUGGCCAGAUAUCCCGACUGAGUUGACAGGAUGGCGAUAUGGGACUUCUUACCCGAUUCCGAUAGAGCACCCUAUGCCCGAUCACCGAUACAUCAGUGAU
This is a messenger RNA of Camellia sinensis, 1697 nucleotides long. RefSeq lists its product as uncharacterized. The record is from RefSeq and is a predicted model, not a curated record. NCBI's taxonomy places the organism in Eukaryota, Viridiplantae, Streptophyta, Magnoliopsida, Ericales, Theaceae.